CAGCCUUUCUUUAACGAAAAAUCGAAGUAGUGAUGGCUAUAAACAGCAUCUGGCCAAUACAUUUUUCUGUAUUGUCAUGUAUAGAGGUCAUGAAUACAAGUGAUACAUAAAUACACAUACGUUUCGAAUGCGUGCACUUUUAUAUGUGUGGAGUAUAUGAUGUCGCUACAUUUCGUCGCUAUGAUUUCAUAACCUGUCAUACCCGUUAACUUUAACGAUUAAUACCUCGCUUUGCGGGACAGAGCGACGAUUUUAACUUUCAUAUUUGGUUUUUACGCGUGAAAAUACACAGUAUGAGGAGUUCCGGUCAAAUCGAAGAGAUUAUCUUCAGAGUUUAGCUGGUCUGGCUCGCUGUGGAGAACCUAACCUCACACGCGCGAAAUUCUCGCGGUGGGAACUCCUCUCCGUAGACACGACGGCAAUGUAUUAGACACGAUUCGAGGAGCCACGUCGAUCGACAUGCUCUGCCGGAUCACGAGGAGCGUGCUUGCGUCGAAUGUCACCCUGCUGUUGAAGAAACCGCCUCACGGGUUCAAAGGUACGUCGAUGCAAGCGGUAUACGCCAUCCACACGAGCAGCCAGCUGAAUGACAACAGAGAUGACAAGAAGAAGAAGGGCACGUCCAAGUCGACCGCACUCGUGCUGCACUCCUUUGAGAGCGUAGAUCACAAGGAAAAGGAAGCCUACUUGGACAUCCUGCGGCAGUACAAGAAGGACAACGUGCUGAUGCGCGGCCACGUAGAGUUCAUUCAGGUCGCGCUCAAGUACAUGGAUGAAUUCGGGGUGAAUCGCGACCUGGCUGUGUACAAGGACCUGUUGGACGUGCUGCCCAAAGGCAAGUUCAUACCCCUUAACUACUUCCAGACGCUGUUCAUGCACUACCCCAAGCAGCAGUACGUGGCCAUCGAUCUGCUCUGCAAGAUGGAGCACAACGGCGUCAUACCCGACCUGGAGGUGCAGACGAUGCUGCUGAACAUCUUCGGCGCUCAGGGCGCGCCGCUGAAGAAGUUCUGGCGGAUGAUGUACUGGAUGCCCAAGUUCGCCAAUCUGCACCCGUGGCCGUGCCCGAAACCGAUUCCCAAGGACCCACAAGUGCUCGCGAAAUUGGCGAUCGACAAGAUGUCCAGCGUAGACGUGACCACCACCGUCACCGAGUUCAAAACAAAGGACUUGGAGGACUCCAUUGAGGACACGUGGAUCGUCUCCAAUAUGAGCAACGCGCAGCAGAAGCUGUUGAAGGAGCAACCCAUCACCAAACCCAUCUAUGUGGAGGGGCCGUUCUCUGUGUGGGUGGCAAAUCACUGUAUAGACUACUUUGUGCUUCGGGGGGAUGCUAGGAUCAAAGAGGAUGUUUACAAGGACCCUGAUGACGUCUCAGAUAUCAGAAUACCGUUCUGGGACAAACGAGAAGUGAUUCCCGAUCCGACCAUGCACGAGCAAGACGACGGCACGUACUUCGCGAUGUGCGCCACCGGCACGUCGAGCAAGGACUCCUUGUUGUCUUGGAUCCGAUGUUUGCAGAAGAAUAAUCCGAUCUUGAACAUAAUCCCGGUAGUAUUCAAAAUCUCGUCCGCCACCAAGGAUCAGCUGUACAUCGAGAACAGCACGCGUGAAAACGAGAUCCUACAGUCGUACGAGUAUUGACUAGAAAGGUACGAAAUAGUUUGAUUUCUACUAAAAGACGACCGGAACGUGUAACAUAGCUGAUACACAAUAGCUUGGCGCACGUGUCUAUGUUGUAGAUAGAAAAAUCUCUGUUGUACAUAAAAAUAUAAAUACGUUUUUAUGA
Messenger RNA from Odontomachus brunneus, 1789 nucleotides. It is a transcript of the gene ECSIT, whose product is annotated as evolutionarily conserved signaling intermediate in Toll pathway, mitochondrial. The record is from RefSeq and is a predicted model, not a curated record. Lineage: Eukaryota; Metazoa; Arthropoda; Insecta; Hymenoptera; Formicidae. Gene Ontology annotation, cellular component: mitochondrion. The transcript has 3 exons. Bases 460 to 1644 code for a protein of 394 amino acids.